CUGCUACUAAUAAUGAAGUAAACUCUACAGACUACAAUACAGCAAUACAGUUACAGUUUCACAACAAAGAACACAAAGGAUCUGGUAGACUGGUAUCUAUGAUAGUCUGAACUCUGAAACUUUGAACACGGUUUCCCUCGGUGACCAAAACUGAAAGUUGUAAUGAUAACUAAUAGUGCAGAAAUGGAAAUUAUUCUUUACUGUUUGAUUUGACACGAGGAACAUUACUGAGAAAUGGGUCUGGCUCUGUGGUGCACGGGCGUUCCUUUGGUGCUCCUCCUUAUCAGGAAGUACAGAGAGCAUAUCUGGGGCUACUGCAGGGACUGGAGGUCUCAAAAGAACAGGGUGUUCAUCGUGACAGGGGCCUCAUCAGGCCUGGGAAAAGAGACGGUGAAAGAGCUCGCUUCUAGAGGUGCCAGGGUGGUCAUGGCAUGCAGGGACAUGGAGAAAGCCAAGGAAGUCAUCCUGGAUAUAAGGUCCUCCAUCCAAACUGGAGAAUUGAUCCCCAUGGAGUUGGAACUUGGAUCCAAAGACUCGAUAAUGAAGUUUGCAGAUGAGGUCUUGAAGUCAUUUCCCAAAGUGCACGUGCUUAUAAACAACGCUGGACUAAGUGUACCACCAACAUUGAAUCGGAGGACAGUUGAUGGCAUUGAGAUUAAUUUUGGUGUAAACUAUCUGGGUCACUACUUCUUAACAGAAUUACUUCUGGAGAGAUUAAAAGAAUCAGCACCUAGCAGAAUAGUAUUUGUUACUUCAAAACUUCUUGAAGGUGGAAUGAUCGAUUUUGAAACUAUAAAAGGAGAUAAGAAAUUCCCUGUCGGGAGGCGCAACCAGGCUUACAACAACUCAAAACUUGCACAAAUGUAUUAUUGCCGUGAAUUGUCGAAGAGGUUGGACAACAAAGGGGUUGAAGUGUAUGGUGUAUGCCCUGGUUUUUGCUACACAGACCUCUUCAGAUAUAGCAAGUUAAAAUGGUUCCAAUACCUACUAUUUUUGCCAAUAGCGUUUUUCUUUUUAAGAAGACCAUGCAAUGGCUGUCAGACAAUUCUUCAUUGUGCACUCUCAGAUGAUGUACAAGGUUUCUCAGGGAAUGUUUUCAGGGAUUGUAAAUUGGACAAAGUGAAUUAUAUUUUUGAAGAAGAAACGGAAAACAAAUUAGCUCAAAUCAGUAAACAGUUGAUGUUUUGAAAAUUGUUGAAAUAUAAAUUUUAUCUUUUAUGUAAAAUAAAAUAUUAUUUAAUGUA
This is a messenger RNA of Cimex lectularius (bed bug), 1244 nucleotides long. Its product is annotated as retinol dehydrogenase 11-like. Bases 235 to 1188 code for a protein of 317 amino acids. The transcript is spliced from 4 exons. The record is from RefSeq and is a predicted model, not a curated record. Lineage: Eukaryota; Metazoa; Arthropoda; Insecta; Hemiptera; Cimicidae.